AUGAUGGGAGAUAAUCCACAAGAUGCGGCGAAAAAGGGCGACUUCAAAUACAAGAUUGGGAAGGUCAAACAGACGCCUUCGGUCAAGACAGAUCCCAAGACUGGAAACAGUUACAUAGAGCUGAAGGCUACACCGGAAGAAAAAGUCUAUGGAUGCACCAAAUUUAGUGGUCAUUAUAAGGAAGAAAAGAAGCUGGGUCAGGGUACUUUCGGUGAAGUGUACAAGGGCAUACAUUUAGAAACACAAAGACAGGUUGCCAUGAAGAGAAUCAUAGUCAAUGUUGAGAAAGAUCUUUUCCCAAUAACGGCUCAAAGAGAGAUUACAAUCUUAAGACGACUAGAUCAUAAAAAUAUCAUCAAAUUGAUUGAGGUAGUGUAUGAUCAAUCACCAUCGGCAACCAGCCGCCCCGAUCAGGCACAAGCUUCGCGAAACAACUCUCCAGCCAAGUCAUUUUACAUGAUUUUACCAUACAUCGUAUCGGAUCUUUCAGGUAUUUUGCAUAAUCCUAGAAUCAAUUUAAAGCUAGGCGACAUCAAGAAUAUGAUGCUGCAACUUUUGGAGAGUAUCAACUACAUUCACUGUCAAAAAUUCAUGCAUAGAGAUAUCAAAACAGCCAACAUCCUCAUAGACCAUAACGGAGUUCUGAAACUGGCAGAUUUUGGUUUAGCCAGGAUAUAUUACGGGGCACCACCAAAUUCGCGAUAUCCUGGUGGUGCGGGUUCAGGGGCCAAGUACACUUCUGUAGUGGUCACUAGGUGGUAUAGGGCGCCGGAACUUGUGUUAGGAGAUAAGACUUACACAACAGCGGUUGAUAUCUGGGGGGCUGGAUGUGUAUUUGCAGAAUUCUUUGAGAAGAAACCUAUUCUACAAGGUUCUUCCGACAUAGAUCAGGGGCAUGUCAUUUUCAAAUUGCUAGGAACUCCUAGUGAAGCGGACUGGCCGCUUGCUAGAUAUUUGCCUGGUGCAGAGCUUACUAGAACCAAAUAUCCAGGGACAUUGAAAGAAAGGUUUGGUAGUUUCCUGAAUGACACUGGUUUAGAUUUCUUGCAACAGCUGCUUGCCCUAGAUCCUUACAAGAGAUUGACGGCCAUGUCAGCUGUUCAUCACCCAUUUUUCAAAGAAGAGCCGCUACCAUCGACUAAACUAGAAUUACCUUGUGAAGAAAGUCAUGAAUCAGAUAUCAAGCGAUACAAGGAAGAAAUGCAGCAAGCAAUGUCUCAAAAGGCCCCGUCAGCACCUCAAGGUCAUGUAACAGAGAGUUUGAAUGUUCCUCGAGCUCCCAAAGGCAACCUUCCAAAGGCACCAGCAAGAAAUCUUUUCCCUAAAGGACCUGCUGCGAUGCCAGGAUCUCACGCUACAACGCGAAACCCAGCUGUUCCACCACCUUUCAAUCGAACUUCGUCUCGAUAUGAGAAUGGUAGUAAUUCAACAGUGAACCCCGGUUUCAGGUCCAAUGGGGCCAAUGGUUACAGAGCAGGAGAAGCAAGCAGUCGUUACGGUCAUGAAACGGCUUCCCGAAAUCCCAAUGUGGCAGCUCGAUUACCAACCGGACCUCAAGGCUCAAGGUACAACGGCAGACCGGUGGAAACGACAGGCGCAAACACUAAUCGUCCCAGGGUAGAAUUUAGUACUGCCAAGAACAGUAACUACGUUCAACGGCAGUCGGACAAAUCAGGCGAUAGUAAGAGAUGGGGUCAAAGACAAGAACGGCAACUACAUGCAGGGCUCCCAGCACGUCCCCGCAGUGAUACACGAAAUACCCCAGCUCAGCCAAGGCAAAGCCAGCAACAAGAAGAACGCCAAAGCCCGUCUGCCCCAACAGAGCAGAAAAAGCCAGGCGAAGAAGUCGGCAAGAAGGAGGCCAGCAAUCUAGCCGACCUUUACUAA
This is a messenger RNA of Torulaspora delbrueckii, 1887 nucleotides long. It is a transcript of the gene SGV1, whose product is annotated as cyclin-dependent serine/threonine protein kinase SGV1. Lineage: Eukaryota; Fungi; Ascomycota; Saccharomycetes; Saccharomycetales; Saccharomycetaceae. The transcript has a single exon. Gene Ontology annotation, cellular component: nucleus. The record is from RefSeq and is a predicted model, not a curated record. The coding region runs from base 1 to 1887 and encodes 628 amino acids. Gene Ontology annotation, molecular function: ATP binding; cyclin-dependent protein serine/threonine kinase activity. Gene Ontology annotation, biological process: protein phosphorylation.